GUUAACUUGGAGAAUGAAAUGACUAGAAGUUGUACGUCGGCGCAUAAAAUACGUCACUUUCGUUGACAGUCGCGGACAUUAACCUUUUAAACUGGUCUGUGCUUUUAGUGUGUAAUUAGUGUUGGAUCAUCUUCUUUACUUUUAUACUUGUAAUGGAUUACCUUAUGGAUUUUGACAUUAAUGCAUAUAGUAGUGACGAAGAACAAUUUCCCAGACGGCCAAAAAUAAUACGGAAUCGACCAAAUCAUUUUGAAGAAUGGGAUGAAACUGACUUCAUUGCAAGAUUCCGAUUAUCGAAAAGAACGACGGAAAAUUUGAUAGAGGAAAUAGAGGAAUUAAUUACACAUCCGACUGAAAGGAAUGACUGUUUAUCAGCCGAAAACCAAGUACUUCUGACCCUAAGGUUUUUAGCAACCGGCUCAUUUUUAAGUGUAGCUGGUGACUUUUGUGGUGUACACAAGUCGACAGCGAGUAGGACCGUAAAAAGAGUAACCGUGGCAUUAGCAAAUUUAAGGCAUCGGUACAUAAAAAUGCCACAAACCUAUGAAGAAAUUUUAACUUGUAGGCAACAGUUCUUCAAUAUUGCAAGAUUUCCACGAUGUAUAGGAGCUAUUGACUGCAGCCAUGUAAAAAUACAGUCGCCUGGUGGAGAUAGUGCAGAGAUUUUUAGAAAUCGUAAACAGUUUUUUUCGUUGAACGUUCAGACGGUGUCAGACACUAAUUUAAAAAUUUUGGACAUUGUGUCACGUUGGCCAGGAUCUGCACAUGAUGCACAUAUAUUCCGGAAUUCUGCACUAUGUGCAAGAUUCGAAAUGGGCCAAUUUAGAGAUAGUGUAUUGGUGGGUGAUAGUGGUUAUCCAGUUAAAAAAUAUCUGGUCACCCCACUAUUAAAUAUAAAUUCUAAUGCAGAAAAUUUAUACAACGAGUCACUCAUUAGAACCAGGAAUGUCGUCGAAAGAAGUUACGGGGUGUGGAAAAGGAGAUUUCCGUGUCUGGCAAUGGGGUUGCGAUUAAAGUUAGACACCGUUCAAGCACUUACUGUCGCUACAGCAAUACUUCACAAUGUAGCAGUAAAUGAAAAUGACAUCUUACCAGCUGUAAACCCUGAACAAGAAGCAGCAAUAAACAUUGUAAACAAUGUUGAUGAAGAAUUAUUAGCUACACAGGCAGUUGGUUUAAAUUACAAUUUAAACAACCAAUCUCGUUUGAAUUUAAUAAAUAACUAUUUUGCACGUUUAUAAAAUGUUAAUAUGUAGUAUUAAUUUACAUUUGCACUGUAUAUAACUUUUUAAUUGUUUUUAUUGUUUCACAUGAUUUGCUUAA
Zophobas morio is the source of this 1323-nucleotide messenger RNA. RefSeq names its product putative nuclease HARBI1. The record is from RefSeq and is a predicted model, not a curated record. Bases 153 to 1241 code for a protein of 362 amino acids. NCBI's taxonomy places the organism in Eukaryota, Metazoa, Arthropoda, Insecta, Coleoptera, Tenebrionidae. The transcript is spliced from 2 exons.